AUGCCAUUGGAUAAUGAGUCGGUUAAGAAGCGGUUAUCUCAAAUCGAGUUGGAUAUCAAUCAGAUGAAUCAGAUGAUUGAUGAUAACAUCAGUACUAGUCUGAGUAGUAUAUCUUUGAAUGAUGAGAAGAAGAUUGAGAACAAAGUUGAGAACAAAGUUGAGAACAAAGUUGAGAACAAAGUUGAGAACAAAGUUGAGAACAAAGUUGAGAACAAAGUUGAGAACAAAGUUGAGAACAAAGUUGAGAACAAAGUUGAAAACAAAGUCAAGGAUAUUGUUGCUGAUAAAGUCAUUGAUGAUGUAGUUCCUCAUAAUAGUAACAAUGUCAUGACUGAUAAGGUCAUCGAUGCUAUAGAAUCUCAUCAUAAUAAUAAUACUGCUGCUGAUAAAAUCAUCGAUGCUGUAGAGUCUCAUAGUAAUAUUCUUCCUAGUGACCAUAAGAUGACUAAAGAACUUGAACUUGCUCAUACGAUAAUUGAUGCUACACAUAAACAUAAAAGAGUAAGUACAGGCGCAGGUGUCAGUUCACUUCCAGAUGAAUGGAAUACUACCGAUGAAGAGCUUGAAUCUGAGAAAGAAAAUGAUCUUGCAGAUGCCACUGCAGCUAAUGUUAAUAGUGAUGUUGAUAAUUAUAGCACUAUGCUCAACUCAGAACUAAAAAAAACAAACGAAUCAAGGGAUUCAUUGGCUGAUGAUCUCGACCAAUUUCAAGAAGUCUCCACUACAGACAUACAAUUGCAAGAUACCUCUUCUCCAUACCAAGACUCUCCAAUACCAGACCAUAUUCAAAAUACCAAUAUAGAUACAAAUGUAACACCUUCUAAUAUUAUAGAUAAUUCUACAAGAAAGAGUACUACUUCUAGUACCAAUCCAUUUCUUACAACAGAAGAUUUGGAACAGCAUGGGAAUGACACUGAUAUAGAGUUGGAUAUGGAAAACUCUCAAUCGACUGCCGAUAUCUUCCAAGACUCUACCAACAUCAUCGAUGAUUCUUCGAACCAUCUUAAUGCUGAAUUUGAGGAAGAAUUACAAAAUCAAUUACGAUCCGAGAUGAGAGCUGAGACUCAAGAAGAGACUCACAAAGAAAUUAACGAUUCGGUCAUCAUAAAAGAACAACAAUUCAAUGCUAACAUUACUACACCUAAAUAUAUAAAUACUCCAAUUGUUAGAGAUAUCAGCACUGAAGUGUUUGAAACCUUCACGAGCAGCAAUAAGAAUAAUAAUCAUAACAAAAAAGUAAAUGAUGAUGUAAAUAUAUCUUAUGAGGAAUCAUCUAAGAAUUCGCCAAUAGUAUUACCAAAAUCAAAUAACUCAAACACCAUACCCACAGUAAAUUCAAAAGUUCACUCUACUGAUUCGAAUAGUAUUACUAAUCAUAAUGCUACAUCAUCAAAUCAAAAAAUUAAACAUUCGAGUAAACGUACUAAAAAUCCUUUUAGAGUAGUAUCCAUAGGUAACAAUAGUAAUAUAGCCAAGAAAGAUAAAGACGCUGCAAUAGCUACUAAUACAAAGAGAAAUCCAUCAAAUCCUUCAAGACAAUCAUCUAUUGGUAGUAAUGAAAGAAGAAUAUCUUCCAACGGUAGUAAUACCGCAAACUCCAAUAUUAGUGAUCAAAGGAACUCAUAUCCUUCCAUCAAUAAUGACAGAGAUUCUUCUCAAAGUUCUACCCCAUCAGCUACAAUUAAUGACACUUUAGAAAUCUUACAAGGGAAGCAUGAACAAUUGAGUAUUAAAUGUGCUAAGUUAGAUAAGGAAAUAAAAUAUUUAAAUAAAAUGCACGAUCAAAGAACAUUAUCCCCAGAAGAUUCAAGGAAACUAAAAAGUGCAAUUCAGAAAUUACAAGAAUACAAAGAUCAAAAAUUAAAACAAAAAUAUGAUACUGGGAUCUUAAUUAGUAGAAAACUAAGAAAAAAGAUAGACUCAGGCCAAAAUGGGGAAUUCUGGAUAGGUAGGCAUUAG
Molecule: messenger RNA, 1959 nt
Organism: Henningerozyma blattae CBS 6284
Lineage: Eukaryota; Fungi; Ascomycota; Saccharomycetes; Saccharomycetales; Saccharomycetaceae
Gene: BNI5
Product: Bni5p
Exons: 1
Coding region: 1-1959 (652 amino acids)
Source: RefSeq, a predicted model, not a curated record